This is a messenger RNA of Fusarium musae, 1056 nucleotides long. RefSeq lists its product as uncharacterized. The transcript has 2 exons. Bases 1 to 1056 code for a protein of 351 amino acids. Lineage: Eukaryota; Fungi; Ascomycota; Sordariomycetes; Hypocreales; Nectriaceae. The record is from RefSeq and is a predicted model, not a curated record.
AUGUGCGAGUUUAACGAUGAGGAUAUAUCAUACGAUCCCAACCCUUUCAGCACCGUACCUCCCCCCUCAGGACCUCCAAGAUCUUUAGGAUCUUUAGGAUCUUCAGGUUCCUCAGAAUCUUCAGAACCACAAGACUCCAUCACCGCCAACCCUCUCCCAGAGCGAUUUUGGGAGGCGGAGGCUGGUCCUAGACCAGAACAUGGCGAUUCUCAGAAACGCAAGCAUGCCAAAGGAGAACCAGAAGAACUUGAGAAUAGUCCCCCGGCCAAACGUCUUCAGCCUGAGCAACACUCUAUUACAACUCGUGUCAAGACACCCUUAGCUAGAGAGGCGCGCUCAGACAGCAGUUCACCUCUUCAAUCAUGGGAUCCGGAUUUAGACAUGCCAGGGCCUUCGGCCCGUACAGAACGCCCUUCAACUCCACCACGGUAUUCGAGUCCAUCAUUCCGACCUACGCCUAGGCCCGUACGCGACAUAUCCAAAUCGACGCACACUCGAAUUUCACAGCAGAGCACUGAAGAGCAGGAUCUGCCGCCGGGCAUCGAGCACGGACAAGACGAGCAAGGCAUUCCGAACCAAGGCGUUUCUGGUCCUUCACGUGAGCCAAAAAAUGUCCCGAUCCCUCUGGACCCCCUCGAACAAUAUGGGAGAGCUCUCCUCCUCACUCUGGAAAAGGUUCCCGAAAAGGAUCGUGAGCAGCUGGUUCAGCUAGUGCCAGCUAGGCUCCGAGGACAGGGAAGCUGCAAGGCCGAUCGUGAUUCAAUGAUGAAGAUGGAUAUAGCAGCACUCUUGUCAAAGAAGCUGUUCCCAAAGAUGGUUGGAAACUUCCAUCAGGUUGGGCUCAUGGCGAGACAGUGGCUCAAAUACUCGGGCUAUGUCAAUCCAAACAAAAUGUUCCAGAUCCUUGAGGAAGAAAUCAAGCCUACUAAGAAGCAGGGCAUUGAGCUCGCUGAACUUUGGAGACGCGCAUGUGACCGAAAACUGCGGCAUGUAACGGACACCGACAGACCCUGUGGUCUUUCGGAAAUUCUCGAAAUGGGAGACACUUAUAUAUGA